AGCAAACCGAUAACACUUUGCACGUUAUCACUGGUUACCAAACGAAACUCAAAACAAGGAAUGUGAAUUAAAACCAAUUUCUAAAUAAGGAAACUAAAAUGUUGCGGUACAGGCAUGCGGUGCGUCUUCUUCAGCAUCGUUCCUACUCGGCCGGGGCAGCCGGUGGCAGUGGAGGCACUGGCGAUGAAGAUAAACACCCGAUUCGGCGUACAUUCCGUUUGUUGGGCAACGAUAUGCGUAAAAUAAAGGAGUUCUUUGUGCCAAAAGACCCGGUUUCCGAGGAUCAAGGCGAAUCCAGGGAGCAUAUCCUCACCCAGAGCAAAUUUAAAUUUGAAGGUGAACGGAAGCGGGAUCCCACACUGCCGGAUGAGUUUCAAACACACUGCGAUGUCCUGGUCAUUGGAGGCGGCGGCAUAGGCAGUUCAAUAGCCUACUGGCUUAAGGAGAAAGCGCGCGAUGGCCUUAACGUGGUUGUGGUGGAAAAGGACGACACGUACGCCAAAGCCGCCAGCCGCUUCUCUGUUGGUGGUCUGUGCCAGCAAUUCUCCCUGCCUGAGAACAUUCAGAUGUCGCUCUUUGCCGCUGACUUCCUGCGCAACGCCAGAGAACACUUUGGCAACGAGGUUCCAUUGCAGUUCACGCCGCAUGGCCACUUGUUGCUCGCCGGUGAGGAACAAGCGGAAAGCCUGAUGCGCUCGUCUGAGCUGCAAAAUGAACUUGGGGCUAGGAACGAGCUGCUGACGGCAGAUCGACUGGCGGCACGAUUUCCCUGGCUGAAUACCAAGGGCAUCGCUGUGGGCUGCCAUGGCCUGGAAAAGGAGGGUUGGUUCAACUCGUUGGCCUUACUCAGCAACUUCCGUCGAUCUGCCAGCGGUAACGGUGCACACUUCAUCAGCGGAGAGGUGGUGGACUUUAACUUCCAUUCCCAAACGGACAUAUCUGUGGUCGGAGAUGCUGGAUCCGAUGAGGGCAACUACACUGGCCUGGACAAGGCAGUCAUACAGCUUUCUGAUGGAACGCGGAGCACCUGCAAGUUUGCCCUGUGCGUGAUAGCGGCGGGAGCCAGUUCCGGGCAGGUGGCUCGACUGGCACGCAUCGGAGAAGGUCCGGGAAUGCUUCAGGUGCCGCUGCCAAUAGACGUGCGCAAGCGUUACCUGUACGCCAUCAACACGCAGGCAGCGAAUGCUCCCGGCAUGGCCAUGCCGCUGACCAUCGAUCCCUCUGGAACGUUUAUACGUCGCGACGGAUUAGGUGGCAACUACAUAUGCGGCCACAAUUUGCCAGAGGAGGCGGUCAGUGAUAACGUGACAGUGGAUCCGCAGCAUUUUGAGAAGCACAUCCGUCCCACGUUGGCAACGAGAGUGCCUUCGCUGGCCGAUGCCAAAUUAAUAGACUCCUGUGCUGGCCUGUACGAGCAGAACGUCUACGAUGAAAAUGGAAUUGUGGGGCCCCAUCCGUACUACCAUAAUCUAUAUGUCGCCACCGGAUUUAGCGGGCACGGCAUCCAGCAGUCGCUGGCCGUGGGCCGGGCCAUUUCGGAGCUAAUCAUGGACGGCCAGUUCCGAACCAUUGACCUCUCACGCUUGAGCUUUGAUAGGUUGAUCGUGGACCAACCUAUGUACGAGUUGAAUAAUGUUCUAAGUUAGGAUUGUUUUGUUGGUGUGCAUUGUAAGCUAAAUGCAACUAUUAUUAUUAACAGAACUAA
Molecule: messenger RNA, 1705 nt
Organism: Drosophila serrata
Lineage: Eukaryota; Metazoa; Arthropoda; Insecta; Diptera; Drosophilidae
Gene: l(2)37Bb
Product: FAD-dependent oxidoreductase domain containing lethal (2) 37Bb
Biological process (GO): mitochondrial respiratory chain complex I assembly
Cellular component (GO): cytoplasm
Source: RefSeq, a predicted model, not a curated record